GUCUAAAAAUUUCUCUCCGGCCACCUUCUCUCUCCUCCCACCGACUCCUUCGGCAAUGCCGCCGCGGCGCGCGCGCGCGCGCGGCCGCCGGCGCUGCUAGAUCCUUGCACGAUCCACGCCGCAGCCGGGAGCCCUUAAACCUGCGCAGCGAGACGACCAAUGCACGAGCGCGCCCGGCCAGGGCGCGGGAGACGACCGUGCGCGUGCCGCGUGUCACCGAUGCCGCCCCCCGGCGAAGACCCCGACGCGCCGCCCUCGUGCAGCAGCUCCGACAUCAGCGAGCCGCAGGACCAGCAGCGCUCGGAGCGGGCGCUCUCCAACGGAGAUCUCUACCUGGGCCAGUGGCGCGGUGGCGUGCCACACGGCGACGGCAAGUACCUGUGGGCGGAUGGCUGCAUGUACGAGGGCGAGUGGCGCCGCGGCAAGGCCACCGGACGCGGGAGGUUCUCUUGGCCGUCGGGAGCCACCUACGAGGGCGAGUUCUUGGACGGGUUCAUGCACGGCGCGGGAACCUACGUGGGCGCCGCGGGGGACAGCUACCGCGGCGCGUGGGCCAAGAACCUCGAGCACGGCGCCGGCGAGAAGCGAUACGCCAACGGCGACUGCUACGACGGCGAGUGGCGGGCGGGGCUUCCGGACGGGUGUGGCCGCUACACCUGGCGCGAUGGCACCGAGUACGCCGGCGGCUGGCGCGCGGGGCUCAUCCACGGCCGCGGCGCCCUGGUCUGGGCGAACGGCAACCGCUACGAUGGCGGCUGGGAGGGCGGCCGCCCGCGCGGACAGGGCAUGUUCCGGUGGUCGGACGGCAGCCUGUACGUCGGGUUCUGGGGCCGGGAGGCCCCCGGCGGCGCCCUGCACCAGAAGGGCGUGUACUACCCAUCCCCGGGGGCGGCAGGCGAGACGAGGACGCGCGACCCGAGGGAGGUGUUCACGAGGGAGCUGCCGGAGUGUGUGCGCUCUGGCACGGAAAGCCAGUCGGCGCUGCCGUCACUGAGGUCUCUAAAAUGGCUGGCGCGGUCAGUCAGUGGGCGCGGGAGCUCGUCGUCGGGCCGGAGCAAUCUUUCGGGUGGGAGUAAUUGGGGUUCAGAUGGAGACGUCAAGUGCGAGCUUGCUGACGACUGGAAGCGUCGUAACAGUACGAGGGAGGGUAGGGGGCUGCUGCCGCUCCCUUCGCCGGCGCCAGCGCCACAAGUAGCCAAGGGUGCACCGCUGCGGGUGUCGAAGCGGCAGGGGGAGACCAUUGCCAAGGGGCACAAGAACUACGAGCUCAUGCUCAACCUGCAGCUGGGCAUCAGGCAUGCAGUAGGAAGGCAAGGUCAGGUUAUACUAGAUCUGAAAUCAUCAGCAUUUGACCCAAAGGAAAAAGUAUGGACAAAAUUCCCCCCAGAAGGCUCGAAAUAUACCCCUCCACACAAUUCUAGCGAUUUCAAAUGGAAAGAUUACUGCCCAAAGGUGUUCUGGACAUUGCGCAAGCUGUUCAAGGUCGAUCCAGCCGACUAUAUGCUAUCUCUGUGUGGAGAUGAUGCUCUACGUGAGCUCUCAUCCCCUGGUAAGAGUGGAAGCUUCUUUUACUUGACAAACGAUGAUCGAUACAUGAUAAAGACAAUGAAGAAAUCUGAAGUAAAGAUGCUUCUGAAGAUGCUUCAUGCUUAUUACAAUCAUGUCCGCGCAUUUGAGAAUACCCUAGUGGCAAAGUUUUUUGGUCUACACUGUGUGAAGUUGGCUGGAGCAAACCAGAAGAAGGUUCGUUUUGUCAUAAUGGGGAACCUGUUCUGCUCCGAUCACACUAUUCAUAGGCGAUUUGAUCUGAAAGGAUCAUCUCUUGGCCGGACAACUGACAAGCCACAGGCAGAGAUUGAUGAGCAUACAACUCUGAAAGAUCUUGAUCUUAAUUUUAUCUUUCGGUUGCAAAAACAAUGGUUUGAAGAGUUCCGAAGGCAAGUGGACAAAGACUGUGAAUUUCUGGAGCAGGAGAAGAUUAUGGAUUACAGUCUCUUGGUGGGCGUACAUUUUAGAGGUGCCAUUGACAUCGAUGGUGAGAAACCUGCCACACCCCGCGUUUCAAGAUGGGACAGGAAUCACUUUCUUUCUGAUCCAAACAGGUGGUGUAAGAUUAAACUUGGGGCGAAUAUGCUGUCAAGAGCUGAACUGACAAUCCGAAAGAACGACUGUGAUGUUAUUGGAGAGCCAACUGGGGAAUACUGUGAUGUUAUAUUGUAUUUUGGAAUAAUAGACAUACUUCAAGACUACGAUAUAGGCAAAAAGAUUGAGCAUGCAUACAAAUCUUUCCAAUAUGACUCUACAUCCAUUUCAGCGGUAGAUCCAAGACAGUACUCCAGGCGCUUUAAAGAUUUCAUAUACAAAGCAUUCCAAGAAGACAGAGUAGACAGCUAAAAGCAUAUGGACACCUUCUCCAGCAGCUGAUGUAAUUUUGAAAGCGAAGAUCAACUUUUCUGGGCCAAAGAUCAAGCUGAGCAUAAUGCAGCAUAGCAUGUCAUGUGCAAAUUUGUACCUUGUCGGUUGCCUUCAGCAGCUUCCGUAGAAGACAUCAGGAUGAGUGAGUUGCUGGAGAACCUGCUGAUGCUUCGCCUUCCAGGAAUUGGAUUAGCUUUCAUGUAAUAUAUGAGUAGCUACGUACAUAACACACGGACUUCACUCACUAAUAUUUACAGGAGUAGAUGUAACUUCCAGAUUCAAAUCACACAUAGAAGCAUGUAACCACAAGUGCACAGGCCAGUCAGGGGUUGCAAAUGCUCUUUUGCCUGAGGAUACCAAUGUCACCAUUCCUGAAAGUUAACCAUAUUGAAAGUCUGAAACCUUUGGCA
Molecule: messenger RNA, 2825 nt
Organism: Triticum dicoccoides
Lineage: Eukaryota; Viridiplantae; Streptophyta; Magnoliopsida; Poales; Poaceae
Product: phosphatidylinositol 4-phosphate 5-kinase 6-like
Exons: 8
Coding region: 160-2394 (744 amino acids)
Biological process (GO): phosphatidylinositol phosphate biosynthetic process
Cellular component (GO): plasma membrane
Molecular function (GO): 1-phosphatidylinositol-4-phosphate 5-kinase activity; ATP binding
Source: RefSeq, a predicted model, not a curated record